GUACAGAUCUAAACUAUCAAGGGAAUGUUUUUUCAUACGGAUUACUAUUCAAGACUCCUAGUUCAGCAGCGGGGUCCAUAUCAAAAUUGAGGCAUAGAGAUAGGUCUAUCUCUUGAGAUCUAGCACCCUGGUCGAUUUCUCCUAUCAGACGAACCUUCGGAUGCAUUCGCCUAUCAGGGAUAUGUUACCAAUCACAUUGGAACCCGCUUUCACCUGCCUUUAGAGGUUCGGUUUGUUGAAAGGUACUCCGCGAGGGAAGGUGGAGUUUCCACGAGAGGUCAUAAUUCCCCUGCUCGUCCUGAGGGAAAAAGAAUAAAUAACAAGGUUGGUGCCUGGUCUACGUUGGUCUUGCAGCAUCAUAAAAUAUUAGAUUUCCACGACCAUCGCGUCUGGUUUACAGAUCAGGACAAUGUUAUCCGCACACCCUCAUCCCUUUGAUCCGCUCUCUCCAGCAGAGAUCUCCCUUGCAGUUCGUCACCUGAAGGAUGCGUUUCCCAAUGACAACCUCAGCUUCAGGGUGGUCACGCUUCUUGAGCCAGCAAAGGCCCAGAUGAUACCGUUUCUAGAAGCUGAGCGUUCAGGAAAACCAAGCACCCCGACGCCAUCUCGAAGCGCCCUGAUUCAGUUUUAUCGCGGCAAGCCGACGGAUUUCCGAGAGGUCUGGAUUGAACUGGAGUCUGGAAAAAUCACCAAGGAGAAGAUCCUUUCUGGAAAACAUUCCUACGUGGACUCGACAGAAAUGCAGGCUGCCGAAAAGGCAUGCAUGGCAGCGGGAGAAGUACAGAAAGUCAUCCGCAUGUUGGAGCUUCCAGAAGAGGCCGUUGUAUGCAUCGAACCCUGGUCAUACGGGACAGAUGGAAUGAAUGAUAUCGCUGAGCGGAUUAUCAUGUGUUUCUUUUAUAUGCGACUCAAAAGCCAUGGAGAUGCCAACCACUACGCUUAUCCGCUCGAUAUCUGUGUUGAGAUGUCCGGUGAUCUGAGCGUCAAACGGAUUCUGACUCUGCCUCUCGGAGAGAAUGAUCGAGCUGGGCUCGUGAGCGAAGUUGGCGUUAGACCGUUUGAUCGAAACAAGAUCCACCGCUCCAGCGAGUAUCAUCCUGACUUGGUGGAGGAGCGGCGGACGACAACCAAGCCGCUCCAGAUCGUCCAGCCCGAAGGCCCCUCGUUUCAAGUAGAAGGUAACCAGUUGACCUGGGAAAAGUGGCAGAUGCGAGUUGGAUUUAACUACCGUGAAGGAUUGACUUUACAUGACAUUACAUAUGAUGGUCGCAGUGUCUUCUACAGACUGUCGCUGUCUGAGAUGUUUGUGCCGUAUGGGGAUAGUAGAACCCCAUAUCCACGAAAGGGUGCCUUUGACCUUGGCAGCAAUGGGGCUGGUGUCAACGCGAACAACUUGAAGCUCGGAUGCGAUUGUUUGGGCCAUAUCAAAUACUUCAAUGGCCAUCACCAUACCACGGCGGGAGAUCCGAUCGUCCUGCCAAAUGUGGUCUGCUGCCAUGAAGUCGAUGAUGGAAUUCUGUGGAAGCAUACAAACUACCGCACCAACAACGCUAUUGUCACACGGUCCCGGAUCCUCGUCCUGCAGACGAUCAUCACCGUCGGCAACUACGAAUACAUCUUUGCCUUUCAGUUCACACAGGACGCAGCGAUCAACUACGAAGUGCGCGCAACCGGGAUAGUAUCUACGGCACCGAUUAAUCUGGGCCAGACAGUCCCCUAUGGAACACUCGUGGGUCCGGGCGUCAUGGCGCCAUACCACCAGCACCUCUUCUGCCUCCGGAUCGACCCUGCGAUUGACGGACACAGCAACUCGUUGAUGGUCGAGGAGUCACAUCCAAUGCCGCUCGACAACCCGAACAUCCACAAUCCCUUUGGAGUCGGGUAUACGACGGUCAGCAAGAUCGUCGAGACGGAGACCCCGCUAGAUACCGACGUGACCAAGGCGCGAGUGUUCAAGAUCGUCAACGAGGGGGUCCGAAACCCCGUCACCGGCGGGCCGGUGGGCUACAAGCUGGUGCCGCAUUACUCACAGAUGCUGCUGGCGCACCCGUCGUCGUACCACGCUCGGCGCUCCGAGUUUGGCGAGCACGCAGUGUGGGUGACGAGACAUCACGACCGCGAGCUGUUCAGCUCUGGCGACCACACGAUGCAGUCUCUGGGCGGCGAGGGGAUCGCGUCGUGGAUCCGGGCUCGUGAGAAGCCGCAGGGAGUACGCAACGCAGACAUUGUCGUCUGGCAUACCUUUGGGACGACACACAACCCGCGGGUCGAGGACUGGCCGGUGAUGCCGGUGGACAAGAUGACGGUCUCCCUGAAGCCCGUCAACUUCUUUACGGCGAACCCGUCGCUGGACGUACCGAUCAGCGCGCAGGACGUCAACCGGAGUGUUCUGGUCGAGUCGUGUGCGAAGCUGUAACUUUUAUAGCUGCAAUUCAGUACGGAGUAUUACAGAGGGUGUAUGUUAACUACUCUCCAUACUAACUAACUGUCUACAACAAUAGUACUGUGGCGAAAUGGUUCAGCUGCGCCCUCGCCGUAUUGUUGGCACAGAUCACCCCAGCUGCAGGUUGAACGUAUUAUUAUUUCAUUUGAUGGUUUAGGUAUUCUGUCAGUAGCUCAGAGUAAUACCUCGAUCUGAAUGGACGCCACUUGCAGUGGCUAAAGUGUCGCCCCCGGACACUGAACAGCGUAGACAAAAGUCUUUGACAUCACCACGUCGGAGAAGUCCGUAACCUCCUCGAUAAUACAAGAUUCCCAGUGAAUCGAACAGGAAGAAGGAAACGAGGGGAAAGCGUAUUAAAGUUUUUUUUGGGGGGGGAUUCUCUUCGGCC
Molecule: messenger RNA, 2831 nt
Organism: Penicilliopsis zonata CBS 506.65
Lineage: Eukaryota; Fungi; Ascomycota; Eurotiomycetes; Eurotiales; Aspergillaceae
Exons: 5
Coding region: 410-2416 (668 amino acids)
Biological process (GO): amine metabolic process
Molecular function (GO): copper ion binding; primary methylamine oxidase activity; quinone binding
Source: RefSeq, a predicted model, not a curated record